ACACGGAAUGACAACUUGCGGAGUUGUACUCGCUGCCGUCGUAGUUAGGAGGGAAGCGCAUAAAGGAGGACGCAGAGAGGACGAGAAGAGUCGCGGAGGACCGUUAGUGUCGGAGGUGGAGAUCCAAUUUACACUUCACUUUAUCAUUGCCAUCCCUCCAGGAUUCGUGCGGUGGAGGGAUAAAGACGGCUUCCACACGUCCACACCUGAAGUGUCCCUUACUUUCCCAGCGCGUCUGCUGGAAAAGGAAAACCACUUGACAGACUUGAGGAGCUUUGCCCGAGGCGAAAUCAGAGCUCGUAUAUAAAAGCCGGGUGAAGGACGAUAACAGACUGAGAAGUAGCUGCUUCAACCAUGAAGGUCUACUCUACUUCCAGGAAACUUACUUUGCUCUCAUUUACCUUUCUGUGGGGGCUCUCAGGAAUAUGGGCCCAGAUCGACAUGCCCCUAACCAGAGUAAAUGUGAUCAAGGGUCAGAUGGUGGUGCUGAGGGCCACGUACACCACCAACAGCAGUGACCUGAGCGCCAACACCGUCCUCUGGAACUUGGUCUCCGACACCACCCAGCUGAUCAUAUCCUACACCAAAGACUCCAUGAGUGUGGGCAGCGCCCAGUUUAUGGGCCGUGUGGGUUUCUACGGCAGCAUGCCUUCACGAGAUGUGUCGCUGUACAUCAACAACACCCAGGAAUCUGACUCAGGACGCUACCUCUGCCAGGUCAUCAUUCCUAAAGGUGGCGGUCUCACAGCUGAGCUCAGUCUGGAUGUGAAGGUUCCUCCCGCUGUUCCCAAGUGCUCCAUGUCAGGAAAACCAGUGUUGAAAGGAAAUGUGACAUUGAGCUGCCAGUCCAGCACUGGGAAACCCAUUCCCCUGUACAAGUGGAAGAAAACCAGCCCCACAUCCGAGGUCUUUUUCUCACCCAUGGCCAAUGAAAAAACCGGCACUCUGAAGCUGAGCAACCUGAGCAGUAACAUGUCCGGGAAGUAUGUGUGCACGGCCAGCAACGAAGCUGGAUCAGAGAGCUGCUUCAUCAACCUGGAGGUCAUCAGCUCCAGCAAAGUGGGAGUGAUUGUUGGUGCAACAGUGGGCUCAGUGCUCGGCUUCAUCUUCCUCCUCUUCGUCUGCUGUGCUUUCCUAGUGUUUUUCAGGAGGCGGAGAGACAAUGAGGAUGACUUGGCCAACGAAAUCAAGGAGGACGCUCAGGCCCCCAAGCGAGUGUCCUGGGCAAAGAGCGGCAUGGGUUCUGACGUCAUCUCCAAGAAUGGCACGCUGUCCUCCAUCGCCUCCAGCCCCCACCACAAAGAGCCCUCACACCACCACAACAACCACCACCACCACCUGCAGCAGUACCCCCAGCAUCCCGCCUCAGACACCGCCUCCAUCAUUACUGCCACAGGCAGCAUGGCCGGCUACAGGCCCUCCCGUCACCAGGGGGCUUCCACUCCCACCCACUACAACUACAACAACACCACCACCCUGCCACGCGGACAGCCCGUCUCCGCCGAGGCCGUCACCAACGGCAACUCCCUGCCGGUGCAGGAGCGCUACACCCCGCUGCCCCAGUCAUCGGCGCUGCCACAGACCUUCGGCCAGCCUCAGAUGCAGCGCCAAGUGGCUCCGCCACCACCGCCACUGCCCACCUCCACCAUCACAGCCUCCAACAUCAGCCGCAUGGGAGGGGUGCCCAUCAUGGUGCCUGCACAGAACCAGGCAGGCUCUCUGGUGUAACAGCUGGUUUAUUUUUUUCUUCUUUUUUCGUAAAGGGAACGCUUCGUUUUAUUACAGUUUAGCAAAGAAGUGCAGGACGUCCUGCUUCAUGCUUUUAAGCCAUGGGACAUGCCGUUUACUCACUUUAAACUUACUUUAUAUAAAUCUUUAUAUUCUGUUUUCACUGUAUAUGUUGGAAUGGCUUUCAUCCUGUAUCCUGUUUUCUACUUUAAAGCAUUUUUUAUGUUUUCUUUUGUUAUCUUAUGGUGUUAAACCGUCCGAAGUUUUCACCCCGCCGUUCUCUGGAGCAGCCGGAGGUUUUUAUCUUCAUCCAUCCUUCAUUGUUACUACCUGAAGCAGGACUCAGAGACCAACGCAGGUUUAAGCACAUGGUUUUAGUUCUGUUCAGAGUGGAGAAUGUGGCUCAAAGAUUGUGAAGAUUAAUGUAUAAAUGAGAAUAUUUCUGCAGCAGAUGUAUGAGAGCACAGAAAAGACAAUGUAAUGUAUCUUUAUGGUCAAUUAUGGCACCCGAAAAUAUCAUAAUCCUUUUGUUUUUUUUUAAAGUGGGGGCUUGUUUCAUUUCAUUUUAUAAAAUGCUCUUAGAUAAAUCUUUAAAGAUGGAUUAGCGAAAGCUUCUUAUGAUAUUGAGAACUAUCCAGAACUGCACUGCUAUAACUUUGCUAAUAUGAAUUUUCACUCUUACGUAGCGGAACGUUAAAGUUUCCUGCAGCAUUGAAGUUGUAAAUAAGAUAUUUAUUAGGUGUUAGAUGAGAGGGGCAAGGUGUUUGCCUGCAACACUGGAUACUGAACCAAAGAUGUACAGUAUGCCUCACAUCUUUACGUCAACAUCCAUGCGUUGUAGCUUUGGUUCUAAGUGUAGAGAAAAGGAAGGAAGGAUGAAAAGAGGUUUAAAUCAGAAUUUUCCUUUAAUGCCAAAGGCUUUAGUUUUUUGUUUUGAUUUUUUUUUUUUUCAAACCUAACAUUCAACAGGCGGAAAAUGGGGACAGUUACUCCAAGAAAAAGCUGAUUUAGCUCUCUGAUCCAGAGAUACCCUCAAGAUCACUGGUCACUUAACUUUAUGUAUGAAUUUGUUCAUUUAAAAACAGAUUUGUUGGUUUCAUGUAAAUAAACUAACACACGGGUUCUAGGCUGAAAAUAAACAAUAUGACGUUUCCAGAUGGCUUCUUCACAUUUUCCAGGGCCCCAAAAUUCCCAGAUGAAGUCUGACAAUGGAACCGGAAUCUGUUGUAAAAGACGGAAUAUGGUGAAAUUCACUCGUAUGUGGGUGCGAUAUGUUACCUCCAUCACGCUGAGGGUUUUUACAUGGUGCCAGAGCCAAAUGAACAAAAAAAUAAAUAAAAAAUAGAUGAGUUGAAUGCAUAUUGACCCCCCCAGUCAAAAGUUCAGCAGAGGCCAAAAGGCCGACACAAACAACAAAGCUGUCCAAAAAAAUAAGACAUUCAACACAACGUGGCUCUAGAAUAAAGAAAAAGCUGCAUCUGUUUGUGGUGAAGGAUUAAAGCUUGUUACAACCUCCGCAAGAACAGAGAACUUUGAUUGUUCUAAAUGUGUAAGAAUAAAAAGUUCUUCCAGUUUUACCAGAAAUUUCUUCCCUGGUUGGGCGGAGUCCAUGUUGUUGCAUAAAUUGUCAUAAUUCCUCACUUCCUCCAUUAAACCUUCAACAGAAAAUUCUUAAAUAACUUCCCACUUUUCCACAUUUUCCACAUUUCCAAAUUUCCAACUAAUAACACAAUAGUUCUCGGACGGCACACGAGAAAAAAGUUUUGCCUGGACGAUGUGUCGUCUACGAGAGAAGACGAGAGCAGCCUUCAUCAAACUCUGAAAAAAACGGAUAUUUUUGUCUGGUUAAGCAUUCGGCUCAUACUCAGAAGCUACAGCUCCGCGUUCAAAUCCCAGCCUGGGACCCUUUGCUGCAGGUCACCUCCUUUUUUCUGACACCUUUCCUUUCUACCGACUGUCCAACAAAAGGCCUCUAGAACCUUCAGACCCCUGCAAACGAUGAGCUCAGUAAUAAAAACACAAAAUUCAGGGGAAUAAAAUAAAGUGGAGUUCAUCAGACCCUAAUAUUUGGAGAUUUUUGCACAUUUACACUCAGUGACUCCAUAACAGAAAUUUCUAAUAUAAAUUUAGAAUGAAAAUUAAAGUAUUACUUUUCUGUUUUGUCAUUAUUUUACCUUUUUGAGUGUAACAUUAAUUUUCCAUUCGGACUGAUUAAAAAAGAAAAAACAGGGUGGUAGCAUCUGUUCUGCUGUAUUGUCGUUACACUGGAUUACGUGUUUGUUAUUUAGCUUUUUGCUGUGUACACAGAGCAUUUUCCACCGACUGCGGGGCACAGCUGAACUGUGACGCUUUGUUGGGUUUUGCUUAUUUUUAAGGUGUUUAAUGUGACUGGAAAGAGUUGCUGACAACAGAUCCAUGAGGAGGAUUUAUUAAUUAACAGACUGUGUUUGAAAGUGUGAAUGGGUCAUUUAAAAAUGUACAUUAGGAAUAUUGAAAUGUAUUCAAGACAAGUCUUUAUUUUUCUACAGCAGAGUAUGAGAGCACGAAGAGAAUUACUUUAUAAAGUGGUAAAUCUUUUAUGAACUAAAAAAGUGCUCACUGUCACACAGUUAUAAACCAGGAUGGAUUUUAUAACUUCUGUGGACAAACUGGUGGCCAAAUGUUAGUUUUUUUUUUUCAUACAGGCGACCUAAACUGCAGACUUUAGGGUGCAGUGUGCACUUGUAUCCUCCAUAUUUAUGUUCAUGGAAAAUGCCUUGUAUAAUAUUUUCAAUUAAAAUAUAAAUGAG
Messenger RNA from Melanotaenia boesemani (Boeseman's rainbowfish), 4517 nucleotides. RefSeq names its product endothelial cell adhesion molecule a (gene esama). The record is from RefSeq and is a predicted model, not a curated record. The transcript is spliced from 7 exons. The coding region runs from base 355 to 1728 and encodes 457 amino acids. Gene Ontology annotation, biological process: homophilic cell-cell adhesion. Gene Ontology annotation, cellular component: adherens junction; plasma membrane. Gene Ontology annotation, molecular function: cell-cell adhesion mediator activity. Lineage: Eukaryota; Metazoa; Chordata; Actinopteri; Atheriniformes; Melanotaeniidae.